AUGGCCAGUAAGACGCCCGUCUUUCCCAUUCAGCAGCGGGAGCAGCAGCAGCAUCACUACAGCGACUUCGGGUUUGAUCCAGAGAUCGAGUACUUACAGGUGGGGAUACUCUUCCUCGGUCGCCAACGGCUUGCUGCUUUGGGCUUCUCUUCUUCUUGUGCUGAUGGGUGCAGAUUGGCGCAUGAAAACAGGUCUUGGAGGAGGCGAGGAAGCCCUGCAGGCCAGUUAAGAGCUCGCCGGACUCGCUCCGCUUCGUGCUGCGGAAACCCAUCUCCGACGACGAAUCCAACUGCCGCUCCAAGGCCAAGAAGCGGCGCAAGUGGUGGCGCAAUCCUCUCCUCUUUCUCAAGUGGAGGCGCGCCGACUGCAGCGGCGGCGGCGUCCUGGCGGCGCCUUCGACCGGGGGGGGUUCCUCGUCCUCUCCCUACAGCCGUCCAAGGCACGCUUUUUCCGGGCCGGUGUACUUGACGGAGAGCGACGGCGGUGGGUCAUGCGCUCCUUGCCGGAGAAGUGCCGCCGGCGGGUGGGGGAAAGCCAGCUCGGGCUCGUUGAGGUUUUCUGAGACGGGGGACCUUGAGAUACCUUAUCUCUGCCUCCGAGAUCCCGCCGCUGCCGUGGUUCCAUCCCCUUCGGUGCUUUCCACUUCUCCUGCCCUGCCCAUCUACCUCGUCACUUAG
This is a messenger RNA of Spirodela intermedia, 677 nucleotides long. The record is from the annotation of a GenBank genome assembly. NCBI's taxonomy places the organism in Eukaryota, Viridiplantae, Streptophyta, Magnoliopsida, Alismatales, Araceae.